Molecule: messenger RNA, 1132 nt
Organism: Aphanomyces astaci
Lineage: Eukaryota; Oomycota; Saprolegniomycetes; Saprolegniales; Verrucalvaceae
Exons: 1
Coding region: 1-975 (324 amino acids)
Biological process (GO): transmembrane transport
Source: RefSeq, a predicted model, not a curated record
AUGACCACGUCGUCCAGUGCCCCUACGUCAGGCCAGGCCUCGGUCCUAGCGGGCAUCGUAGCGGGAUGCGUCACUCGCACCUGCACAUCGCCCCUGGAUGUGUUGAAAAUUCUUUUCCAGCUCGACAAGUCCACGCAGAAACGGCGCGGGGCGUCGUCUAUGGUGGACACGUGUCGCCAUAUCUACGGCACCAACGGGUUUCGGGGGUUUUGGAAGGGCAAUUUCGCCGGCUGUUGUCGCCUUGGGCCAUACGCUGGUGUCAAAUUCUUCGUGUUCGAGUCGUUGGUACAUGGCUCGCCCCCAGAAAUAUUGUCCACUGCGCAUAGCCAGCGCGCGUUUUGUGGCGCUUGUGCGGGCAUGAUGGCCACGGUCGCCGCGUAUCCGCUGGAAGUGGUGCGCACUCGCAUCAUCCUCCAGUCUCUGAAACCCAGCGAGUCGACCGGAAUCCUUCAAGAUUUUUCCACGUUGGUGAAAGCCGAAGGACUGCGGGGGCUAUACCGAGGCCUUGGGCCAGGCUUGCUGGGAGCGAUUCCGUUUGAAGGCACCCAAUUUGCCUGUUUUGAAAGCGCCAAGGUGUACAUGACCACGCAUCGAUGGCCUGCUUGGCGCUGGCACGAUGACAAGCAGUCGUUGGAGACGUUGGAUUACUUGGUCGUGGGCUGCCUCGCCGGCGCAAUGGCACAAGUGGUGGCGUACCCCUUCGACACCAUUAAGAAACGGUUGCAAGCUCAAGCAUUCGGGGAAGGGGGGCAACGGCAGAAGUACCGCGGCAUGGCGGAUUGCCUCGUCCAAGUGGUGGGAAAUGAAGGGGUCCCAGCGCUGUAUCGGGGGACUCUACCAAACCUACUCCGUGUGGCCCCCCACACCGCCAUUAUGUUUACCACGUACGAACUGACCAAGAACUUUUUGCUGUCGGAAGAACCGGCCAUGCUGCGCAAGCGGUACAACGAAUUGAUCCACCGGUAUCUCGAAUGAACAAGGGGCAACUAACCACCCCCCGUUGUUGAUGGCCAUCCAUGUCCCCCAUCAAGUGUGCACGUCGCCCUCGCAUCUUGUUCUUCUAGUUAACAUCACGAACGACUGGGGAAACAGCUUUGUUGUUAUGACGAAUAAUCCUAAUAUGACUCCCCCC